CCCCCAGGCCGGUCCGCAGAUUUGCACAGGAGAGCUUUCAGUGUGUGUUUGAUAAAAAUGCACUCAGAUGCAGCCAAUUUUCAGUUGAACUCUCAUCUCUCCACUCUGGCAAAUAUUCACAAGAUUUAUCACACACUCAACAGGCUGAAUUUGACUGAAGACAUUAGUCAAGACGAGCACCAGACAGGGAACUUGCGAUCUUGCAGUUCUUCAGACUGCUUUUCAAAAGCAAUGCCUCCUAGAAAAAAGAGAAGACCUACUGCAGGAGAUGAUCUGUCAGCCAAGAAAAGCAGACAUGACAGAAAGCACGAAUCAUCUAGGAUCAAGACUGAAGAAGAAUUUUCCAGUAAAAGAUGCCUUGAAUGGUUUUAUGAAUAUGCAGGUAGUGAUGAUGUUGUAGGCCCUGAGGGCAUGGAAAAGUUUUGUGAAGAUAUUGGAGUGGAACCUGAAAAUGUAGUCAUGCUUGUGCUAGCUUGGAAGCUAGAUGCACAAAACAUGGGAUAUUUCACUUUACAAGAAUGGUUGAAAGGAAUGGGGACAUUGCAGUGUGAUACAACUGAAAAAUUAAGAAAUUCAUUGGACUAUUUGAGAUCAGUACUAAACGAACCCACUAAUUUCAAACUUAUUUACAGAUAUGCUUUUGAUUUUGCACGGGAGAAAGAUCAACGAAGUUUAGAUAUUAACACUGCCAAAUGUAUGCUGGGUCUUCUUUUAGGAAAGACAUGGCCACUAUUUCCUGUAUUCAAUCAAUUUCUAGAGCAAUCAAAAUACAAAGUAAUAAACAAGGACCAAUGGUGCAAUGUGUUGGAAUUUAGUAGAACAAUAAGCCUUGAUCUUAGUAACUAUGAUGAAGAUGGUGCAUGGCCAGUCUUGCUGGAUGAAUUUGUGGAAUGGUAUAAAGAGCGACAGAUGUCCUAGCACUUAAAAUGUGGUAGAGCCAGCAUAAUCAUUAUCACAUUUGUCAACCGUUUAAUUAUUGAUUAAUGUUUGUAUUUACGUGCAUGCUGCUUUCAGCACGAUUUUCCAGAGACAGGAAAGCUCUGUGUUCACUGCGCAGCCGGCCAAAUGCUUAGUGUGGCAUUGCUCAUUGAAGGCUGUUCAGUAUUUUGAAAUGACACUAAAGUUGGUUGGAACUUCCGACGUUCACACUGUGAUGUGUAUAUUGCUGUCUGUAUUUUGUAGAUGUGUAUAAAGAAGCUUCAUGUGCACAAAGAGAUUUUUGGUUUAAGACAUUUUUUGAAUUGCUGCUUUUAUGUCUAUACAGUAUAUAAUUGUGUUACAUUAUUUUUUUAGAAACAUUUAAAAAGGAAAAAACCUACCCUGUACAGCAUUUUUCAUUAUUAAUAUUAUUUGUGGCUCAUUUUUAUUAGUAGAAAUGCAUCAAAUGGAAUUGGUCAUAAUCUAAAAAUAAAACUGUAAAUGUCUAAAGUCUACUGAUAUUUUGGAACUUGCAGAUUUUUUUUAGUAAUGUAAUAUUAUUUUUUCUUUUACAGAGAUGAAAUAACUAUUUCAGUUUCUUAGGCAGUGAAUAUGCAUCCUUUAAUGUAAUCUUUAUGUCAACUUGGUAUUUCUAUAGUAUUCUGAAAUGAUCUGUGCUACAUUAAAGGUUAUUGUCAAUGAAAGUCAAUCUCACAUUGAAGCUAAUCAUUUUGAUUUUAUUGAAGAUUCUUGUAAAUGUUUGCCCUUGGAAGAAAUUGUAAGAAUGUGAUUUCAGGACCUGUGUGACCAACUAUUCCGGGCCCUAGGUGCUCAAUUUUGAGCCAUCACAUGGAAAGAACACUUUCCAGGCCACUUGAUGUUUCUAGAGCUAUCCGACUAUGCACAAGAAAAAGAAGACAUUAUUCAAGUAAUUUGGAUGUAAAAUAAGAUUUUAGUUGCCAAAUAAAUUAAAUCUUUAUUUCUUCCCCAUUAUAAAAAGUUAAUUGCAUUUUAACACUGGUUAAAGUAAGUUACAAUCAAAACACAUCCUGAUUAUAGACCCUCACUUAUUUGAAAACAUUCAUCAAUCAGUCAUCCAUCUCUCCUUUUUCUAAACCUUCUUAAUUCAUGUUUAAACUCGCAGGUAGCAACACUGGGCUGCAAGCUUCAUCCAUCCCUUUGUAGGAAGCGCCACACAGUUGCAGGACACAAACAUACACAGCCACAUCAUGUAGGUUUUGAUUUAUCCCUUCCAGACAAAAAGGAGAACGUCUACAAAUAAUGGUUGACGGGCCAGCCUUCUAUAGCACCCUGUUUGCAUUGAUAGUAUUGCUUUUAAAAAAAAAAAAACUAACGAACCAAGUCCAGGAGUACAAAUACUGUUUUUAAUCAUGCCUGUUAUUUGCAAGGAUGUCAUUACACUGUGGCUAAACCAAAGUGUUUUGUUUAUUAGCUAAUUUAUGCCUUGAUGCACUUGGCGUAAAUGGAUCAGUGUUUUUUGGUCCUACUCAUUUUCCAGUGAUAUUGUAGUAUAUUUUAAUAGUGUCUGUCAAUGCAUAUAAUGAAAUGGCCUUUAAAGAAUCAAGGUUGGAAAACAUUAAAAAAAGUUCCCAAACAAUUACACCUUAAAAAUUAUUUCAAAUCUGCCUUAACCUCUUCAAUCUGCUUUUUUUUUGGAAACCUUGUUUUUAUGAAUUUCUGGACAUUCCAUGAUGUUAAAUCCAGGAAAGUUGUCAUUUCUGUUUGCUUCUAUAAUACACUGUAUAGUUUUGAUCUUGUCACCCUGGUGAUGGCUUUCCAUUAGCAGCUGUGAAGGGACACUGAAGCAGAGGCCGCUUAUCAGCUUGGUGUGCCAGGCUUCUAUUCUGGGGUAUUUGUUGACAUGUGUCAUUGGAGUCCACUGCUUUCUGAAAGAAGACCAAAUCAUCUUAAAGAAUCAGUUAUUGGGUCUAAUAAAUGGAAGACCCUUGCAUGUUUUAAAAAUAAAUGUUAAUUUGUAAGUUUCUUUUUUUUCUUUCAUGGUCUGACUUUGCCUUUUUUGAUUUCAUCACGUCUGUAGCCAUCUUCUGUUUCAGUAAACAUCUGAGCCUAUGGAUAAUGUUAACAGUGGUGCUUGCAAGUGUUCAUAUUUUGUAUUGAGGUCAUGGGUGCACCACUUUAAAUGUUAUGUCUUCCAUGUUAGGAGUGUAAUAUACAUAACUGUAAAAUGUGUACAGUAUAAUAUGCUUUUUAAGUGUAUUUUAUGUUUAUGGUUUUCUUUUUUUAAUACGCAGAUAGCUAUUGUCAAAUUAAAGUAAUUCCUGAAUUUG
Molecule: messenger RNA, 3227 nt
Organism: Polypterus senegalus (gray bichir)
Lineage: Eukaryota; Metazoa; Chordata; Cladistia; Polypteriformes; Polypteridae
Gene: dcun1d4
Product: DCN1, defective in cullin neddylation 1, domain containing 4 (S. cerevisiae)
Exons: 12
Coding region: 58-918 (286 amino acids)
Biological process (GO): protein neddylation; positive regulation of ubiquitin-protein transferase activity
Cellular component (GO): ubiquitin ligase complex
Molecular function (GO): ubiquitin conjugating enzyme binding; cullin family protein binding; ubiquitin-like protein binding
Source: RefSeq, a predicted model, not a curated record